AACCAAUACCAUCCUGCCAGUAUCCAAACCGGUCAGCCUGCAUCUGAGAACCCGCCUUCCGUGGUUCAGCCUGAUACCCUGAUGCCCGAUGACCCAGUGUACCCUACCCAGCUUGAUGUGUCUACCCAGCCUGAUGGUCCUAUUAUGCCAGAUGACUCGGUGCCCGCUGUCGAGCCAGACGAUCCAAUGCCUGAUGACCCGGUGCCCACUGUCGAGCCAGAUGACCCGAUGCCUGAUGACCCGGUGCCCGCUGUCGUGCCUGAUGACCCGGUGCCCGCUGUCGAACCAGAUGACCCGAUACCCGCUGUUGAGCCAGAUGACCUGAUGCCAGAUGAC
This is a messenger RNA of Staurois parvus, 336 nucleotides long. The record is from the annotation of a GenBank genome assembly. NCBI's taxonomy places the organism in Eukaryota, Metazoa, Chordata, Amphibia, Anura, Ranidae.